Messenger RNA from Pseudoliparis swirei, 4092 nucleotides. RefSeq names its product cytosolic purine 5'-nucleotidase. Bases 556 to 2259 code for a protein of 567 amino acids. Lineage: Eukaryota; Metazoa; Chordata; Actinopteri; Perciformes; Liparidae. The record is from RefSeq and is a predicted model, not a curated record. Gene Ontology annotation, molecular function: 5'-nucleotidase activity. The transcript is spliced from 18 exons.
UAACCCCGAGCUAACGGUCCCAGCUGUCUGGGCGAGAAGAUGGAGAACACAACAGAGUGAGAGGCUCGCGAGGCUCACGUUACACUUCCUUUACGGGACGAGGGGCUAAGUUUAACCUCUGAGCCGAGAAGGGCGGACCGUUAUAUACUGAGUUUAUGUACUGAGCUGAGUUUAUGUACUGUAAACUGAGUUUAUACACUGAGCUGAGCUGAACUCCUGAGCCAAGCUGAGUUUAUACACUGAGACAAUCUUGAGUUCAUAUACUGAGUAGAGUUUAACUCCUGAGGCAAGCUGAGUUUAUAUACUGAGCCAAUCUAGGAUUAUUUACCGAGCCAAACUGAGUUUCAUGUCCUGAGCCGAGCCCAGUUUAUACACUGAGCUUCGAUGUCUCGGCUCUUGUUCACAACGUUAUGACAAACUUGGUCUAUAAAUCUGCCGUUGGUUGGUUGUUCUGGCCCUUCAGCUGAUGAUGUCACGGUACCAGAACACCGGUAGAGUCCUACAGCGUCGGCUUUGAUCAGUAUACUACAAAAGAAACACUUCUCACGGUCCAAGAUGACGACUUCAUGGAGUGACCGUCUGCAGAAGUAUGCCGACAUACCAGCCAACAUGGACGGCGUGGCCAUGAAGAAGUAUCGACGUGAGGCUCACCACAGAGUGUUUGUCAACCGAAGCUUGGCCAUGGAGAAGAUCAAGUGUUUUGGAUUCGAUAUGGAUUACACCCUGGCAGUGUAUAAAUCUCCCGAGUACGAGUCCAUGGGCUUCGGCUUGACGGUGGAGCGCCUGGUGUCCAUCGGUUAUCCGCAAGAGCUGCUCAACUUUGUCUACGACCCCUCCUUCCCCACCAGAGGUCUGGUGUUCGACACGAUGUACGGCAACCUGCUCAAAGUGGAUGCCUACGGGAACAUCCUGGUGUGUGUGCACGGAUUCAACUUUGUGAGGGGACCGGACCGAGAGAUGUACCCCAACAAGUUCAUUCAGCGUGGAGACACGGAGCGCUUCUACAUCCUCAACACCCUCUUCAACCUGCCGGAGACAUACCUCUUUGCUUGCCUGGUGGAUUUCUUCAGUAACUGCUCCAGAUACUCGAGCUGUGAGGCCGGCUUCAAAGACGGCGACUUCUUCAUGUCCUUUAAGAGCAUGUUCCAGGACGUCCGAGACGCCGUGGACUGGAUUCACUUCAAGGGGUCCUUAAAAGAAAAGACUGUUGAAAACCUGGAGAAGUAUGUGGUAAAGGAUCCAAAGCUUCCUCUUCUGCUCAGCCGCAUGAACGAAGUAGCCAAAGUGUUCCUGGCCACCAACAGCGACUUCAAAUACACAGAGAAAAUAAUGACCUACCUGUUUGACUUUCCUCACGGCCCCAAGCCGGGUACACCCCACCGGCCGUGGAAGUCGUACUUCGACCUGAUCCUGGUGGACGCUCGCAAGCCCGUGUUCUUUGGCGAGGGAACGGUGCUGCGGCAGGUCGACACGGUCACGGGUCGGCUGAAGAUCGGCACGUACACGGGAUCCCUCCAGCACGGGAUCGUUUACUCCGGAGGCUCCUCAGACAUCGUGUGCGACCUGCUGGGCGCUAAAGGAAAGGACAUCAUCUACAUCGGAGACCACAUUUUCGGCGACAUCCUCAAAUCCAAGAAGCGGCAGGGCUGGAGGACGUUCCUGGUGAUCCCCGAGCUCGCCCAGGAGCUGCACGUGUGGACCGACAAGAGCUCUAUAUUUGAGGAGCUCCAGUCUCUGGAAUGCUUGCUGGCGGAGCUUUACAAGAAUCUGGACAGCAGCAGCAACGAGAGGCCCGACAUCAGCUCACUGCAGAGACGCAUCAAGAAAGUGACCCAUGACAUGGACAUGUGCUACGGCAUGAUGGGAAGCCUGUUCCGCAGCGGCUCCCGGCAGACGCUGUUCGCCUCCCAGGUGAUGCGCUACGCCGACCUGUACGCCGCCUCCUUCAUCAACCUGCUGUACUACCCCUUCAGCUAUCUGUUCAGAGCCGCACACGUGCUGAUGCCCCACGAGUCGACGGUGGAGCACGCCCACGUGCGCGUCAUCGACACCGAGUCGCCGCUGGCCACGCGCAACCGCCACGACGUGGACCUCAAGGAGACGGAGGGCAAGCGGCUCCAGCUGACGCGCUCCGUCAGCGAGAUCCAGCCCGCCCAGUUCUUCCCCCAGGCGCCGCAGGAGAUCACGCACUGCCACGACGAGGACGACGACGAGGAGGAGGAGGAGGAGGAGGAGGGGGCGGGGGGGUGGUGUAGAUGAGGCCUGCCGUCACGUUCAGUUCAUCCUGUUUUUUUCUUUUUAUGUUUUACGCUGAUGUUUAUUUUUCUUUCUUUUUGUUUCUUAAAUCCAGACUGGUCGUCCCGUCCGCCUGCUGAUUGGUUGAUUUAUUUUCUUUAUUUUUUCAUUUAGAAGAAUCGUUUAGCUUCGCCCGUCUAAAAGGGACGCGUCGCCCUGAAACUCUGCCCCCCCCCCCCCCCCCCCGUUCAGACGGCCCCAUCUGCCAUUUUUUUGGGAACAUAUUCUUUUUUUUUUCAUUCUGUCGUGUCAUUUUUGUCUUUUUGUUUUUGGAACGACAACAAAUACGUAGAGACGGAACAGUUCGGCGUUCACGACAUAUUUCUGGUGGUCCAUUUUUUUAAAUGUCUGGAUCCUCCGACGAGCUUUCAUCUUCCUCCCUGGUUAUUGAAAUGUAAUUGUGGGAAACGUAGGAACUAAAUAACGGCACGCUGGAGGGCGGCUCUUUACUUGAAGGAACCUUUUGAAACGGUUCGACUCCUCAGGAGUAGCUCGCAAUGCUGAGGGGAAGUCGACAGGAAGUGACCGGGAAGCGACUCGCAGCUCUUAACCCAGUGCCUCCCCCUCUCCGUGUCGUCAUAUCGGUGAAGACGAGCGGCCUCUCGUCCUGAAGUGCUCACUGUCAUAUAAAGUUUUGUCUGCAUUACAUGUUUUUAGAAAAAACUGAUGUUGAUAUGACGCCGUCUUCGUCUCGCUCUGAGGGGACGCCGCCACGAGGGCCUGAGAGGUUUUGUUAGUGUAUUUUGAAUCGAGUGGUGGAUUGUUUUCAUCUGAGGGACGACGGAAAGAGAGAGAGAGAGAGCAACACGAGGGUGAGCGAUUCAACGAGAGACGAUGAAGUUCCCCCUGAUUACAGCCACACACACACAUGCAUACAUACAAACAUACACACACGCAUACAUACAAAUACAUACACAAACUCUUACACAAAUACACACACACACAAACUUACACUCAUAGUCAUACACAAACUCACACACGCACACAAACACUCACACACACUUAUACAAUCACUCACAAUCACAUGCACAAACACACACUUACAUACACAUGCAUAUACAAACUCACACACACUCACACAAACUCUUAUACUCAGUCACACACACACACCUACACUCACGUGCACAAACUCACAAGCACACACUCACUAAAACAAACACAUAAACACUCACUCUCCUACACUCACACACAGACUCACUCUCUUACACUCAUAGGCACAAACACUCUAACACACACUUACACACCCACACUCACCAAAUACACGCACACUCUCUCAUACACACACACACACGCACAGGUGGAGAGGGACUUUGCUCUCCGCUCGGGUAUCAAACGGUUGUUUGUGUUCAUCUUGAUUUCGUGCCUGAAUGUCGCGUACUGUUCCUUUAAGCGAACGGUUCAAAUUACGACACAAUAAAUUGUAAUAAUGCGUCAAAAUGACUUUAAUCGUACGAAUCGCGGCCGUCUCCGUGACGACGGUGCAAUAAUUAGUUUAGUAAUCCAAAUGCAGUGUGAUCAUGCGUGCUGUUACUGCCUUGCUCUGCUGGAGUGAUCAAAGUAUUGAUCCAUCAUGUUAUUGAUCCCGCCGACGGUUGAUCGGUCGAGCGUGGGUCGGUUGCUCGGGUCAUUAUGGGAUGUCGGGAGCUGCAGCAGACCGCUGCUGUAAACCGACGCCCUCGAGUGGAAAGCGAACCAAAUGAAUGUUUUUCUCGGUUUCGGAGACGGUUGAAAGCAGCAACGCUGCAGUCGAGACGCUUUGAGUUGCGACCGAUGUUUGUAAUAAAUGUUACGGCUGGA